Molecule: messenger RNA, 2161 nt
Organism: Sinocyclocheilus rhinocerous
Lineage: Eukaryota; Metazoa; Chordata; Actinopteri; Cypriniformes; Cyprinidae
Product: protein argonaute-3-like
Exons: 11
Coding region: 731-2161 (476 amino acids)
Molecular function (GO): protein binding; RNA binding
Source: RefSeq, a predicted model, not a curated record
UCGCAGCCAAUCAGCGCGCGGCUCUCGCGGCAGGUCAGUGCGUCGCGCUCGCGGACGAUCAGACGCUCCAUAUUAAGCCGUCGCAAGUCUCGCGGAGGCUCUGAGUGUCAGAGAAACCCUGCGAGAGAGAGAGUUCAGCUCCCAACUUAUUUCAUGUCACCGCCGGCGUAAAACGGAGGGAAUCAGCGCUAUCGAAAAGCCUCGAGCUUCGAGGACGGAAUUCAUGGAUGAUCGGGGACCUUCGCCUGCGGCGUUUCACGGGAUUUUUCUCCUCAGAUGGGAAUGUAGCUUAGCUGGUUAGCCUGGCCGCUAGCAGUAGCAGGCUAGCUGUGUCGAAGAGCGGAGGCGACAUCAGUUGACUUUUACUCGCUGUAGCGUCAUAACACCUCAACAAACCGCCUCGGUCUUUCCAAAGACGCGUUUCUGAAGGCGUCGCCGUCACAGAAACAGCGAUUCGGGACUGUAUUCGGGCAGGUUGAGGGGAACUUCUCGUUUUAGAUGGCUGGCUAGCCGGCCGUCACGUCAGUCUGUCAACCGAACCUGAAAUCCCGACCGGAUAGUUCGAGCCACGGAACCUCGGCCUCCUCUGAUACACGAGCCUCUGGGAAGGUGGAUUAGGAACCCGUGAACUGGGAGGUGACGCUCGCACUGGGUUAACGGAACCGGUUCGGGCGGCUUCUGAAGUUCGUCUACUACGAGCCGGGGAGGGAACCGGACAGAGACCUCAUGAAUGGAAAUCGGAACUACAGGAGCCGUUGGGGCCCAGGCCCUGUUCUCCGUGCCACGGAGGCCCGGCUAUGGCACCGUGGGGAAACCCAUCAAGCUGCUGGCCAACUGCUUCCAGGUGGAGAUCCCCAAGAUGGACGUCUACCUGUAUGAGGUCGACAUAAAGCCUGAGAAGUGUCCACGCCGCGUGAACAGGGAAGUUGUGGACUCCAUGGUGAAGCACUUUAAAGUCACCAUCUUUGGGGAUCGAAAGCCAGUUUAUGAUGGGAAGAAAAGCCUCUACACCGCCAACCCACUGCCUGUGGCACCCACGGGGGUGGAUCUGGACGUUACGCUGCCAGGGGAGGGGGGUAAAGACCGACCCUUUAAAGUCUCUAUUAAAUUUGUGUCCCUGGUGAGCUGGCACCUAUUGCACGAGGUACUAACGGGUCGCAGUACGUCAGAGCCGCUGGAGCUGGACAAGCCAAUCAGCACCAACCCAGUUCACGCUGUGGAUGUGGUGCUACGCCAUCUACCCUCCAUGAAGUACACUCCAGUGGGACGCUCCUUCUUCUCCCCUCCUGAAGGCUACUACCAUCCUCUGGGUGGAGGCAGAGAGGUGUGGUUCGGCUUCCACCAGUCUGUUCGGCCGGCCAUGUGGAAGAUGAUGCUCAACAUUGACGUGUCAGCCACAGCUUUCUACAAAGCACAGCCAGUUAUUCAGUUCAUGUGUGAGGUACUGGACAUCCACAACAUCGACGAGCAGCCUCGGCCCCUCACAGACUCGCACCGAGUCAAAUUCACCAAAGAAAUUAAAGGUCUGAAGAUGGAGGUGACACACUGCGGAACCAUGCGGAGGAAGUACCGGGUCUGCAAUGUGACCCGCCGCCCCGCCAGCCACCAAACGUUCCCUUUGCAGUUGGAGAACGGCCAAACUGUAGAACGAACAGUAGCUCAGUAUUUCAGAGAAAAGUACAACCUGCAGCUCAAAUACCCCCACCUGCCCUGCCUACAGGUGGGCCAGGAGCAGAAACACACCUACCUGCCCCUGGAGGUGUGUAAUAUUGUAGCAGGGCAGCGGUGCAUCAAGAAACUGACAGAUAAUCAAACCUCCACCAUGAUCAAAGCCACAGCGCGAUCAGCACCAGACAGACAGGAGGAGAUCAGCAGACUGGUGCGCAGUGCUAACUAUGAAGCAGACCCGUUUGUGCAGGAGUUCCAGUUUAAGGUGCGAGACGAGAUGGCUCACGUGACGGGGCGUGUGUUGCCUGCGCCCAUGCUGCAGUACGGGGGCAGGGUGAGCACAGAGCACUUUAUGAACCGCACUGUGGCCACACCCAGCCAUGGAGUUUGGGACAUGAGAGGGAAACAGUUCCACACCGGCGUGGAGAUCAAGAUGUGGGCCAUCGCCUGCUUCGCCACGCAGAGACAGUGCAGAGAAGAGAUUCUCAAGUAA